CGCACGCGCCUCGUGGUGGUGGGCUCUACUCGUCAUAUCGUGAAAUGGGCGUGUGUACGGUAGCAUUCAUGCGUGUGGGAUUUAAGUGCGUUGGAGAGACAAGAGUGUAGUUCAGAGUGUAUAGUCUCACAUGCUACUAACUUUUACCAACAGUUUUAUAAACUAACGGUAAGACCAGGAGGAGAAACCCGUGCGCGAGAGGAAGAGCUGCAGAAGGGAACAUCAGGAUCCAGGAUGUCAGUCAGAAACAGUUCAGCCGUUGGCCGCUUCCAUGGUGCCGUCACCAGCAAUGGACAAGCAAUCCCUGAGAAGGUGGUGGAAACGAGGCAGGAGGGAUUCGGUCGACGGUGGUUACGGAAAGUUAGCCCUUGUUGUCACCGCAGAACGAGCACCUCUUAUGAUGUUGCAGAUGAAAUGGUCACGAUGGUGAAGGAAGAACAUGUAGUUCCAUGCCCUGAGCCUGCUGAACCUCACACAGAAGAGCCAGAUGAUCUGUCUUUGGUCAUACGCUCCGUAGACCUGCUUAGCUCAAAGACCAGCCAGAAUCGUAAGGAGCACCACACCGAACAAUAUCACGGCAAUGAGCUCAUCAUCCGGCGAGGCCAGACCUUUCAUAUCAUGCUCGACCUCUCCCGCUCUUUCAAUAUCAACACGGACAAGCUGUAUCUGGAGCUGAAGACCGGUCCACAGCCACUGGUGUCCAAGGGCACGCACAUCCUCAUUCCGCUCGUGGAGGAGCUGAAGGACCUGUGCUGGGAAGCCAAGGUUGUGGAACAGAAUGCCAAUAGCAUCAAGCUGUCAAUCAACUCGCCCUCUAAUGCCAUCAUUGGAAAAUACAAGCUCACAGUCAGCACCCAGCGUACAGGAAGCGAGUCUGUUAACACACAUGACCCCGAGAAAGACGUCUACAUGCUCUUCAACCCCUGGUGUGAAGGUGAUACAGUGUAUAUGGAUAACGAUGCUGAGAAAACGGAGUAUGUUUUGAAUGACACUGGGAAAAUCUACUACGGGACCGAGAAGCAGAUCGGCGCUCGCACCUGGAACUUUGGACAGUUUCAAGAAGGGAUCCUGGACGCCUGUUUGUAUGUGCUGGAGAAGAGUGAAAUUUCUCCAUCAGGUCGCGGGGAUCCAGUGAACGUGGUGCGAGUCAUAUCCGCCAUGAUCAAUUCCCCGGAUGACCUCGGAGUUCUGGAGGGAAACUGGUCUGGGAACUAUCUGGGUGGGACGCCUCCUACGGCAUGGAGCGGCAGCGUGGACAUUCUCAAGAAGUAUCAGAGUGAAGAAGGAACUCCUGUCAAAUACGGCCAGUGCUGGGUGUUCUCUGGGGUCACGACCACAGUUUUAAGGUGUCUUGGUAUUCCUUCUCGUAGUGUAACAAAUUUCCAGUCUGCUCAUGACACCGAUGUCUCCUUGACCACUGAUGUGUAUCUUGAUGAAAACCUGGAACCGAUUAAUUCCCUUAACUACGAUUCUGUGUGGAACUUCCACGUGUGGAAUGAUUGCUGGAUGGCUCGGCCUGAUUUGCCGCCCGGUAUGGGGGGUUGGCAGGCUGUUGACUCGACCCCCCAGGAAACCAGUCAAGGGACGUUCCGCUGUGGCCCCGCCUCCAUUACCGCAAUCCGCACGGGUCAGGUCUACUUGAAGCAUGACACACCUUUUGUCUUCGCCGAGGUGAACAGCGAUAAGAUCUACUGGCAGAGAGAAAUGGAUGGCACGUUCUCCAAGAUCCACAUUGAAAAGAAUGUUGUGGGACGCUGUAUCAGCACCAAGGCUGUUGGUUCAGACCAGCGCAACGACAUCACACACCUGUACAAACAUCCUGAAGGCUCGGAAGAAGAACGUAUCGCAGUAGAGACUGCCUGUCGCUACGGCACCAAGCCGAACGUAUACGCUUCGACAGGGACGGACGACGUGUGCAUGGAUGUUCGAGUGGAAGGUGAGGGGCCGCGCAUGGGUAGUGAUGCGAACCUCAAGAUCGUUUUGAAGAACCAAAGCGAGAAACCACGCAAGACCACGCUGCAUAGUCAGGUGGCUGUGAUGUACUACACGGGCGUGCUGAAGGACACGGUGAAGAGCGAGAAAAUUUCUGUGGAUCUCUUGCCAAAUGAAGAGAAAGUGAUAAACUGGGUGUUGCCUUACCAUCAAUAUCAGAACCAGCUGGUGGACCAGGCGGCGCUGAUGCUGACGCUGUCAGGUCGUGUUAAUGAAACCAUGCAGGUGCUGGCAUCUCAGACUAGCUUCAGGCUGCGCACACCAGACAUCCUCAUUGAGCCAAUCGGAGAGACCUAUGUAGGAAAGGAGGCAACAGCCAAGCUGACUUUCACCAACCCGUUACCGUGCACCCUGCGCAAUGUAGUCCUGAGGGUGGAAGGUCUCGGACUUAGGAACCUCCAUCCCAUCAAAGUGGGUGAUGUGAGUAAGCAUGCCACGGUGAGGGUGACGGAGCACUUUAUCCCCUCGGUCGCCGGGACGAGGAAGCUGGUGGCGUCUCUGGACUGUAAACAGCUCUCACAGGUGCACGGCGUCACCGACAUCGUCGUACACGAGAGCCAGUGAACGCUUAAUCCUCAGCUGAUGAUUUUUGUACACUGAAAAAAAAAAAACCAACAUAUACUGUAGUCUCCAUGUGAGUUUGUACUGUAAACAAAGAACAGAUCUAAAUUCUUUAAACACAUGAGCCUAACACUUCAUCAGUUCUAAGACCGGAUUGUAGUUGUUUCUUCAUUUUGAGCCAUAUUAGAUUAGUAUUAAUGAGGUUGUGCUGCUGCUGCUGCUGGACAUAGAAUUCAUUUCAGAUUAACAAUCUGACCUAUUUUAUUCUAAAUAUUAUGAAGAACUUUUAGGAAUGUAUUAUUGUUCUUUAGAGAUCCAUGCUUAAAAAUAAUUUAAUGGCAACAUUGUAAAGACAUUAAUAUUUUAGUUUGAAGAAACAUAUUUUAGAUGCAGAAGAGAGGGAGAUUUAUAUCUUUUUAACAUUAUUUGUACAACAGUUGGUUCAGACCGAGCAAUCUGACUGAAUAAUUUGAUAACGGACGGUAACACCACCGUGAUGGUUACCUUUAUUUAUCCAUAAGUGUCCCUGAUGUUCUACAAUCAUUAAUUACUCUGUCGUUCGCACAAUGGGUGAGCUUUUAAUUACACUGUCAGUUGUCCAGUUUUGCCAGUCGCGGAAGCAUAUGUGUUAAUAAACAAACAAAUCAUAAUGUGUUGAUAAUAAAUGAUGCUUGCAUAACUGUUAUAUAAAAGCAGUAUCACACCCGAGGUUGUACUGUACUGGCCGUGGCCUUGUAUCCAGCGAUACAGAAUGACCGCAGGUACGAUAUUGCUUUAUAAUAUUAUAUAACAUAACAUCAAUGAGUAGUUACCAUCUUUUCAUUAAACAGUGUUUACAAGUAAAAUAACAAAAAAAAUAUUUAUAUGGCCUUUAUUACUUAAAAAACUAACCAACAUAUGGGUGAAUUUAAUUAAUGUAGCUUCUACUUUAUUUAUCAAUUUGUAUUCAAAGAAAUGUAUUUUAUUGUUAAUAAAUUGACUUACUAAAACUGUUGCAUUCUUGAU
Messenger RNA from Clarias gariepinus (North African catfish), 3558 nucleotides. It is a transcript of the gene tgm1l1, whose product is annotated as transglutaminase 1 like 1. The record is from RefSeq and is a predicted model, not a curated record. Gene Ontology annotation, molecular function: protein-glutamine gamma-glutamyltransferase activity. Bases 235 to 2556 code for a protein of 773 amino acids. NCBI's taxonomy places the organism in Eukaryota, Metazoa, Chordata, Actinopteri, Siluriformes, Clariidae. Gene Ontology annotation, biological process: peptide cross-linking. The transcript has 14 exons.